AUGACAAGAGUGGGUCUGAAAGUUCGACUUUCCACUACUGCACUGAUAUACAGGAAAGUCUUACAGAUGAGGAAGACUGCCAAUGUAUUUAAUGAAAAACAUAUAGAGAAGUUGAUGUCUGUAGAUACCCAUGCACUUGCACUUGGUUUUGAAAAUUUACACUACAUAUGGCUAGCACCGUUGUCUCUUAUUACCGUCUCUCGAGGUCUCUACAAUGAAUUUGAUGGUGCUUCGUCAUUCAUCGUCCCAUUCAUUCCAGGACUUAUUUUUAUUGCCAUAGCAACUGUGCUUCAAUCAAAAUUAAUUAAAUUAUGUGCCAAAGUUUCAAGAGCAUUUGAAAUGAAAUCAAAUGAGCGUAAUAAACUCUUGAGAGCCAUUAUUACAGGCAUUCGUACUAUCAAGACGAAUUUGUGGGAGAAACCAUACAUGUCUCUCAUGCAGAAAAUGAACGAUAACCAAUUCAACAAUCUACAAGUUCCCCUAUUAGCUGUAAAUUUACUGUCAAAUGCGUCAUUUUCAUUAUUACACGUUUUCAUUAUGUUUGGCAUGUUUGUUGCCAGUGUUACCUCAGAUUACCCAACAUCUGUGGAGAAAAUUGCAUUGUGCUGUAUUUAUUUUCAUAUUCUUCAAACUUUUCUUGUUCAGAACUUUCCCCCAGCUCUUGAAAAAGCUGCUACAAUGUUCUAUGCAAGUCUUCGAAUUGAAAAUUUUCUUUUGUCUGAGAUAACGCCAAGAAGUACGAAAUCCAAAGCCUGGAUAUACGGGGGCUUUGGCCAGGGUGGACUUGGUGUUGUAUUUGAUAACGUGACGGUAUUAGAACCAUCAGUGCAGAGAAUGGAUGAGGAGGAUAGUCCCAGCGCAAAACUAAAUGAUGUUGACUUCAGUGUUUCUGAAGGUCUGGUAUGCAUCUGUGGUUCAUCAGGAUCGGGAAAAACAACUCUACUGCUUGCUGCAGCAGGUGAAUUGCCAAUUGCUGGUGGUACAGUGAAACUGAGCCAUCUUCCAGUCUAUAUUCCCAAACAGGCGUGCAUAUUCAAGCAAAAUGCUAGGAAUAAUAUUAUCUGUGAUCGAGAGUUCAAUGAAGAACUGUACAAUAAAGUGGUUGAAGCCUGCCAUCUUCAAGAUGUAUUUGCAAAACUAGUAAAUGGAGACGAGACAAUUUUAGGCAAAGGUACCAGCAAUUUGACACAUGAUGAUUUAACAAAGAUUGCACUAGCACGGGCAUUGUAUGCUGAUGCAAAGAUUUAUCUUCUACAUAAUAUCUUUGAUCAGUUUAAACUCGAUGAGGCCCAGCAGCUAUUUGAUAACUGCAUUAUAAAGUUUCUGAAAGGAAAAAUUUGCAUCCUGGAAACUAACAACAGUGAUCAUCUAAAAGCUGCUGAAAAAGUCAUUUUUCUUGAAAAUAGAGAUAUUCUGGCAGAGGAAACACUGUUAUCGCUUACCUAUACAGACAACCCUGUAUUUAAUAGUGACUACCUUUAUAUUAAAGACCACCUUUCUAAAAAUACAGCAUAUCCUAAACAAGGUAUGUAG
Molecule: messenger RNA, 1533 nt
Organism: Saccoglossus kowalevskii
Lineage: Eukaryota; Metazoa; Hemichordata; Enteropneusta; Harrimaniidae
Product: multidrug resistance-associated protein 4-like
Source: RefSeq, a predicted model, not a curated record